This is a messenger RNA of Pecten maximus, 2006 nucleotides long. Its product is annotated as ankyrin repeat domain-containing protein 16-like. The transcript is spliced from 8 exons. The coding region runs from base 410 to 1504 and encodes 364 amino acids. Gene Ontology annotation, molecular function: protein binding. The record is from RefSeq and is a predicted model, not a curated record. Lineage: Eukaryota; Metazoa; Mollusca; Bivalvia; Pectinida; Pectinidae.
CGUGAGUACCCCGACCAGAUAUGUGUGAGAUGCUACCCUUCCUACCAAUGUCAUAACAUUAUUUUGUCUCAUUGUAAUUAUUUAAAACUGUGCAUAUAUAAACAAGUCUAGUUGCAGCAGAGUGUCAACCGAGCAAAAUAAUAUCGGUCACAGGACGCAUCCAUGAGCAAGUAAAGGUUGGGGCUUGUGUAGAUGCAGAAUUGAAAUCGUUUUCCAUGGAAGUACAGUAGUAUGGAAUGGAAGUGGGUGACAGUACAGUUCAGGACUGAGUUUGUCAGCUACUGCAGUCUACAUAUAUUGAUAAAACUGAAAGGAUGUGUACCUUUGAUUAAGUAGUGUUGAUGUAUAAAGAUGAUACAUUUUAUCAGGUUGAGAUGAUAUUGGGAUGAGGUUAAUGUUGAAUAUCUAGAUGCCAUCUACACAAGAAUUAUUUAAAGCAGCCCUACAGGGAGAUCUUGCAUAUUUCAAAGAACUACAGAGUUGUGAUGUAGACAGCCAUGACAGUUGGUUAAAGGUCACCUACCCUAAGUCAGGUGACAAUCUCCUUCACUCUGCUGCCAGGCAGGGACAUGUUCAUUUGUUGAAGUUUUUUCAUGAGGCUGGGGCAGAUCUAGAGCUGCCAAACUUUGAUGGGAAACGACCCCUACACGAGGCAACACAGGCCGGACAUCUCGACUGUGUCAAAUACUUGCUGUCACAAGAUGUGUCUGUAGACUGCUUAAAAAGGGCUGACUGGACCCCUCUGAUGUUAGCCAGUACAAAACAGGACCUGGUGGUGAUACAGACACUCGUCAACUUCGGAGCUAAUCCCAGCCUCAGAAAUAAAGAUGGAUGGAACAGUUUUCAUCUGGCUUGUAGAGAAGGUUUCCUUCCAAUAGUUGAGUUUUACCACAAGUACAGAGGAGAUCUAUGGGACACAGUCAGCAAAAAUGGGAGAACGCCCCUUCACACUACAGCUCUCCAUGGUUGUUAUGACGUCACCUUGUUCCUACUGGAGAAUUGUGGGUAUUCUGUGGAUGUCAAGGACAGUUGUGGAAGUACACCAUUCAUGGACGCCAUGCGGUCAGGUCAUGUGAAUGUCGGACAAUUGCUUUUGGAGAAACAACAGGCCAAUAUUUAUGAGGUGGAUAAUGUUGGAUAUCAGGCUCUCCACCAGGCGGCUCAAGCUGGCCACACAGAGUCAGUUAAGUAUUUGGUGGAAACCAAGGGUGUGGAAGUGGACACGCCAACCACAGCAGGCUCCACAGCAUUGGCUGUCGCUGCCAAGGAAGGUCAGUUAGCUGUACUGGAGAUUUUGUUGGGAGCCGGAGCUAACAUUAACAGUGUGGACAACAAGGGUCGAUCUGCACUCCACAUAGCGAGCGGUGCCCACCAUGCAGCGUGUGUAGAGAUUCUUCUACAACGUGGUGCAGACAUAACACCUGAUGUGGCAGGUAACACCCCGGACAAACUGGCAAAAAAGGACAGUAUCGUCGAAAUGUUUGAGAGACAUAAGGCCUUAUAACACGCGUGACAAACUGGCAAAAAAGGACAGUAUCAUUAAAAUGUCUGAGAGACACAUCACCUGAUGUGACAGGUAGACAGUGUUAUUUAGCUGUUUGAGAGACACAUCACCUGAUGUGACAGGUAGACAGUGUUAUAAAGCUGUUUGAGAGAGACAACACCUGAUGUGACAGACAUUGUUAUUUAGCUGUCUGAGAGACACAUCACCUGAUGUGACAGGUAGACAGUGUUAUUUAGCUGUUUGAGAGACACAUCACCUGAUGUGACAGACAGUGUUAUAAAGCUAUUUGAGAGACACACCACCUGAUGUGACAGGUAGACAGUGUUAUUUAGCUGUUUGAGAGACACAUCACCUGAUGUGACAGACAGUGUUAUAAAGCUAUUUGAGAGACACACCACCUGAUGUGACAGGUAGACAGUGUUAUUUAGCUGUUUGAGAGACACAUCACCUGAUUUGACCGACAGUGUUAUUUAGCUGUUUGAGAGACACAUCACCUGAUGUG